Messenger RNA from Scaptodrosophila lebanonensis, 462 nucleotides. RefSeq lists its product as uncharacterized. Lineage: Eukaryota; Metazoa; Arthropoda; Insecta; Diptera; Drosophilidae. The transcript is spliced from 2 exons. Bases 51 to 305 code for a protein of 84 amino acids. The record is from RefSeq and is a predicted model, not a curated record.
AAGCACAUAAAAAUAUACUCUGUGCAAAUAAUCAAAAACAUUUGUAAAUUAUGGAUAAAGCGGCAGACUCUUGUGGGACAGCGAUUGCCGAGGGUCUCGAAGAUCAAUUGACGUCGGAGCUAGUUAUCUACGACUAUAUGAAGUACCAGAAGAAAAAGAAGAAUAAGGCAAAAAAGCAUGUACGCUUUAAUCAGGUAGUGGAGACUGCUACUUUCUCAGAGAAUUAUAAGAUACGUAUUUCCGAAAGUGUUUUGGGAACUGAAGAGGAGCAGGCUAAUCGAAAACUCAAGAGACGUAACUUCUAAUGCAGUGCAAUUCGAUUUAAUUCCAAGUUGGCAUCUUUGAUGAAUUCGCAAUCAACAGCCUACAUGAAAAAUAUUGAAAAGCAAUUGUUCAAUGCAUUUAAAUCCACUUAAAUUCAAAGUUUGUUUGUUAACAUAUUAAAUGAUCUUUCGACACAAA